AUGGAGUGUUUUGAUAGCGAUGGCAGUGAUUUCGAGCUAGACUUUGAAGGAUUUGAGUCUGAGAGGGAGGAGGAUAUUGAGGAUCCAUUAGAUACGGCACAGGAGUGGGACACGUUUGUGGACACGGAAGGAGAGGAGGAGGAGGAAUUUCAGGGAUUCCAAGUGGACUGGACAACCGGCAAUUACCUUCCUCGGACAACGAAGGCAUUUAAAAGAACACCGGGGAUAAAGCAACCGAUCGCCGUGGAUGCUAGCCCCCUCGAAGUCUUUUCCCUGAUAUUUACAGAUGAGCUGUGGGACUUGUUGGUAACAGAGACAAAUCUGUAUGCUGAACAAUUACGCACACAGAUCCCCACGACCUCAAAGUGGACACCGGUCUCCAAAACGGAGAUGAAAACUUUCCUCGGGCUGUGUCUCACGUUCGGGAUUUUAAAGCUGCCAGCACGCCGGGACUACUGGAGGCAAACUAAGUGGCUUUUCCAGACACACGUUCCCAAGGCAAUGUCCAGGGACCGUUUCGACAUGAUCUGGAGAUAUCUCCAUCUCCAAGAUAAUGUUGACCCCGCCAUGGAUAAAUCUGACAAACUAUGGAAGAUCCGGCGGUUCAUGGACCUCCUCCUCGCUCAGUUCCAGGCACUCUAUGAGGUCAAUGGGUAUGUGAGCGUGGAUGAGUCCAUGGUCAAAUACAAGGGACGCCUCUCCUUCCGGCAGUACCUCCCGAUGAAGCCGGUGAAGUGGGGGAUAAAGGUGUGGGUCAUGGCGGAGAGCAGCACUGGCUACGUCAACAACUUCCAGGUGUACACAGGGGCCAUUGUGGGAAAGACUGAGACAGGCCUGGCUCACCGCAUUGUGUCAGACCUGGCACAGCCCUACUUUGGGUCCAACCUGUGUGUGUACAUGGACAAUUUUUACACAAGUGUGAAGUUGUUACUAGAUCUGCAGGGCAGUGGGGUGCAAGCAUGCGGCACGGUGCGUGCCGGGAGGAAGGACCUCCCUAAAAACAAAGAACUGACUAAGGCGGCUGGUCUAACAAAGCACGCAUUCAAUGUGGCGCAGCGGGAUGACCUCACGUUCUGCGUCUGGCAGGACACAAAAACUGUGAUGGUUCUGUCCAACUUUCAUGACCCGACAGAGCAUGGGUCAGUGAAAAGGAGAGUUGGUGGGCAACACCAGACAGAUGUCCGUGUGCCAGCGUGCCUGGCUGAUUAUCAAAAGCACAUGAAGGGUGUGGAUCUUCUGGACCAGAUGGUGGGCUACUACCAGAUUCACCAUCGGUCUACGAAGUGGUGGAGGAGGCUGUUUUUCUACCUGAUCGGUGUGGCGGCCUACAAUGCCUUUGUUGCUGCCAGGUCUGUGGGAGGACCUGCCUGGAAAUACAGGAGGACUGGCUAUAAAGACUGGCUGGAGGAUCUGGCCCAGGAGCUGAUCGUUCCUGUCACAGCGAGGAGCGCUCCUCUGUGCGCCCCACCACCCCAACAGGAGCUUCUGCUGACCAUGAUCUGGCCCAGAUCAAUAGUAAAAGGAAGACCUGCAAGGAGUGUUCCCUGA
Messenger RNA from Anoplopoma fimbria (sablefish), 1548 nucleotides. RefSeq names its product piggyBac transposable element-derived protein 4-like. The transcript is spliced from 2 exons. The coding region runs from base 1 to 1548 and encodes 515 amino acids. The record is from RefSeq and is a predicted model, not a curated record. Lineage: Eukaryota; Metazoa; Chordata; Actinopteri; Perciformes; Anoplopomatidae.